CGGCAUCCUCUGCUGUAGCAGCGUAGCGACUCUCUCCUCCUCUGCUGUCUGCAUCUGACGGCUGGCUGCAGGAGUCCUUUGUGUCUCCCUGAGAGCCAUUGUGUUGCCUCCUGUUGUGGCACAAGCAACGCCAUGGACAUGAUGGGCAAAAAAGAGCGACGAGGCGUGGAUUUCAAAGGCUUGCUGAAGAGGAACUGGCUCCUAAUUGCCACGGUCAUAUCAGUGCUGUUAGGGAUCUGCCUGGGCGUUGUGGUCAGAGAGUAUGCAUCCCUCUCCCACCUCGACAAGCAGUACUUUGGCUUCCCAGGAGAGAUCCUGAUGCGAAUGCUGAAGCUGGUCAUCCUCCCGCUCAUCAUUUCAAGCAUGAUAACAGGGGUUGCAGCCCUGGACUCUGAGGUGUCGGGAAAGAUUGGUCUGCGAGCUGUUGUGUAUUACUUCUCAACAACCAUCAUUGCUGUCAUUCUAGGCAUUAUUUUGGUGAUGACGAUCAAACCGGGAGUCUCUCAAACAGCUGAGCACAUUGAUAGAGCAGGGACCACACCCAACGUCACAACAGUUGACACCCUCCUGGACCUUGUAAGAAACAUGUUUCCAGAAAAUCUGGUGCAGGCUUGUUUUCAACAGUACAAGACAAAGCGCAAAGAGCUGGAACCCCCUAAAGCUGUGACCAAUACCACGACACUUCCACCUCUCGCAACUACUAUCAUGGCAGCUGUAGAGAAUAUAACCAAGGACUAUAAAAUCAUUGGGACGUAUUCGGACGGAAUCAAUGUAUUGGGCCUUAUCGUAUUCUGUGUUGCCUUUGGCCUUGUCAUUGGAAAGAUGGGCGAAAAGGGGCGUAUCCUCCUGGAAUUUUUUGAUGCCUUGAAUGAAGCAACCAUGAAACUUGUCCAGAUAAUUAUGUGCUACAUGCCAGUGGGGAUCCUGUUCCUAAUUGCUGCAAAGAUCAUUGAGGUGGAAGACUGGGAGAUCUUCAGGAAGAUGGGUCUUUAUAUGGUGACCGUGCUGAGCGGUCUAGCCAUCCAUGCCGUAAUUUGUCUGCCCCUGAUCUUCUUCAUCAUUGUGAGGAAGAACCCGUACACCUUCACCUUGGGGAUGGCUCAGGCCCUGGUGACGGCACUCAUGAUAUCCUCCAGCUCCGCCACCCUGCCCGUCACCUUCCGAUGUGCAGAGGAGAACAAUCGGAUUGACAAGCGGAUCACACGCUUCGUCCUUCCGGUAGGUGCCACCAUUAACAUGGAUGGCACUGCGCUGUAUGAGGCGGUGGCAGCCAUCUUCAUCGCCCAGCUUAACGACUAUGACCUGGACGUGGGCCAGAUUGUCACCAUCAGCAUAACAGCAACGGUUGCCAGUAUCGGGGCAGCAGGAGUCCCGAACGCCGGGCUCGUCACCAUGGUGAUCGUCUUAACAGCCGUUGGACUACCAGCAAGUGAUGUCACGUUGAUAGUCGCCGUGGAUUGGCUGCUGGACCGGUUCCGCACUAUGAUCAACGUGCUUGGCGACGCUUACGGUGCCGGUAUUGUCCAGAAACUGUCCAAGAGGGAGCUGGAGCGGAUGGACCUGACGUCGGACGUGGACGUGGCCAACCCCUUCGCUCUGGAAGCCACCCUGGACGACGACGAGUGCGAGAAGAAGUCCUACGUCAACGGAGGCUUCACCGUCGACAAAACAGACGCCAUCUCCUUCACCGAAACCUCCCAGUUUUAGCCCCGGCCGGCUCUGGGGAGUAAAAAGAAAGUGCCAUGCUGCUAUAGAUGUAAAGUGGAAACCCCCCCCAGCCCCAUCCUGUAUCAGUGCCAUUAUGAGAGAGGAAACCCAUUCCAUGAGACCGUCCCAAGCUCAGACAUUAGCAAUAGCAGGCUCUGUUCUCUCUCACGCUCUAGCUUGUCCGACGUGAUCGUCCUUGGUAACGUCUGGGAAAAAUCGACUCGGUCCUUCAAAUCACAACUAGAUUAAAGUGCUUCCUUCCUACACUGACGUUUUGCCAAGAAUGCGCAAAGUCACUUUUCCUUGGAAUAAAAAUGUUGUCUAUUUGCAAAGAUGCACUGAUAAGAAGAGCUGUAUGGGUAAGAGUGCGUGUGUGUGUGUGUGUGUGUGUGUGCACGUGAGGAGAUUCAAUUUGGAUGUUCAAAAAAAAAAAAAAAAAGCAUGAGGCCAUACUUUAGAUGUUCUAUUACAUACAACAAUUUAUCAAUGGUAAUCAAACCAGAAUUCUGUAUUUGACCCGACUUAAUUUGCACCCCAAUUAGGAAGAUUACGUCUCUGAAACGGCCCAUCCUCCUGUUUUUGUGUGCCCGUUGUUGAAUCUCAAUGUCCUAUAAUCCAUUGCUUAUACAGUAUAUAAGUAUAUAUAUAUAUCUAUCUGUACAUUUAAACUGUGCCAAACAUAUAAAUAUUUUUUUCACCAAGUUGCAUGAAGCAAUAUGUUAAAGGAAUACAGAUGGCUACUGAUAGACUCCUUUUCCAGAGUCUUCAGGUGUUCUUCACAAAGACUGGAGAAGAGCAAAUGAAGGUUGGCACAAUGAGGAGCUCAUGAAGUCGCUGAACACUGUGAAAUACAAGGACAUUUUUUCAUAACCGAGUCACUAACACUGAUUAAUUGAAAAUUUGAAUUGUCAUAAAAAGUGGCUGUAUAUUGUAGGGUUGGCUUGGUGGGGUGAUUGAUUAUCACUGUAUAAUGUAGAUACCCGCACAUUGUAUCUUCUCAGACCACUUCAGCUGCCUGCUGGAUGGGUUUGUGUUUUGUGACAAGAGUAUAUCCUUUAAGGCGCUUCUUUGAGAUUUUGAAAUUUACACUACAUUUCAUCCAUGACAGGAGGAACAGCUACUCCACAUGUACACUGUUAACAGGCCGUGAUCACAUGACAUGCUUUGCCCGUGGUGCUUUGUGGCGUGUCAGCUUUCGUCACACAGAGCAUUACAUCAGUGUGAAGAGAAAGCCCUGACACCAGGCAGAGCUCUUGGCUAAUUUGAUCAUUUGAUCACUUUCAUUUCUCUUGUUAGGAUUUUCAACUUCUCCUAAACAUUAUCCCCUUUGUUACUUCAUGCUAGCACUAACUGCAGUAAACAGCUUGCAAAAUGUCGGAUUUGGGGCUGCAUAGCAAUAAAUAUGAUGUAAUGCUCCGUGCGCCCUUUGACCAUUUGCUUUCUGGGUUAAAGGGAUAGUUCACCUAUUUUGAGAAUUGUGGUUAUUAUUUCACUUACACCAUACUGUAGCUGUUAGGACAGUCAUGGUGCUAUCCUCCUCUCAUUGUUGACCAUAUUUUUUGCCAAACAUGCUGAUGGGAGUGGCCCUUGAGUUGUCCAUCUUUCUUUUUCAAGUGUCUGACUGAGUGCUGGACACUGGCUGGAUGCUCCAAAUGCUAAAUGUUAGCCUCCUGCCAUUGAGGUGGCCUUCCCCCCAGCUAACAUUCUGAGAAAUAACUUCCUCAGUAUACUCAAAGAAGGUUUAACAUCACCUUACAAGUGUCACUUUCCAAAGUUUAAAUGCACAUGAUUACCAAGUACAUGGAACAUGGAUGAUAAUUUUGCUCGAAUUACUAUUUACAACUGUAUUCUUCCUGUUACCAACAUCCAGAAACAUCCAGUAACUACUGCACUUCCACACCACAGGAGCAGUAACCAGCACAGAGACAGAAGUGGAUUGCUUGAGUUUGCUAUCAUUUGUUUCAUAUCCAGUCAGAAUCCAGCGCUCAGUAACCACGAGGGACAGAUAGCACCACUACUGUCCUACAUAACAGCUAGGGGAUAAGUAAAAUAAGAUUUUUUUCAAAAAGGUUGAAAUAUGCCUUUAAUGACAAUGCUUGCAGGUGAGCUUUGAGUUGGAGCCAAAAGGGGAACAAAAGCUCUUGUCUGAUCAUGGCCUUGCUGCAAGGAUAUUCGUGUUUGUAAAUGAGAGCUGUGUGUAUGAUUCGAGGCAGCAGCAGCAUACCUUGAUGCUCACACAUAUACUGUACAUAAAUUUAGAUAAAAUAGUUUGGAGUUGCUUAACAUGGUGUGAGGAGCAGGUUUAGAGGACUACAAAGUUAAAUCAAAUUUUUAGGGUGUCAAAUAAAACAGAGCAAAGACGCAAAAAGAGGACCAGCAUCUACAGCAGUGUUCAUGUUCAGUCUUGAUGUUUAACACAAUAGUGAAAAUCAAUUAUGCUCCCAGUGCUGGUCCCAUGACCACGAUCCUGAGCCAGCUGACAGAAGCUCCCACACAG
Molecule: messenger RNA, 4204 nt
Organism: Myripristis murdjan (pinecone soldierfish)
Lineage: Eukaryota; Metazoa; Chordata; Actinopteri; Holocentriformes; Holocentridae
Gene: slc1a1
Product: solute carrier family 1 member 1
Exons: 12
Coding region: 133-1707 (524 amino acids)
Biological process (GO): L-glutamate transmembrane transport
Cellular component (GO): plasma membrane
Molecular function (GO): L-glutamate transmembrane transporter activity; glutamate:sodium symporter activity; L-cysteine transmembrane transporter activity
Source: RefSeq, a predicted model, not a curated record